AAUUUAAAACCCCCAUCUUCCCCCUCAAACCACUGUCCUUUCUACUUCCCAGUUCCCACAUAAAGUCACAAAAUUCAAACAUGACCCCAGAAAACCUGCUUCAUCGUCUUCCAUCAACCCAGAAAUGCACCUUCGGCUGCCCAGUCCUAGACCGCUGCCUCGGCGGUGGCAUCCCUUGCAACUCAAUAACCGAGCUCGUCGCCGAGAGCAGUUGUGGCAAGACCCAACUCUGUCUCCAACUAACCCUUUCUGCCCAGCUCCCACCCUCACUCGGCGGCCUAUCCGCCUCUUCUCUCUACAUCCACACCGAGUUCUCUUUCCCUUCUCGCCGCCUCCACCAACUUUCCCAUGCCUUUAUCUCUUCACACCCAAGAAUUUUCAAUAACGAUCCCUGUGAUCGUAUAUUUGUUCAUGCUGUAUAUUCUGCAGACCAACUGUUUGAUAUAAUGCCUAAGAUAGAGUCUUUCCUUGAAAACAUGAAUACCCAGUUACCGGUUAAGCUCAUUGUGAUCGAUUCCAUUGCGGCAUUGUUUCGUUCCGAAUUUGAGAACACCCCAAUUGAGCUUAAGCGGAGGUCGUCGCUGUUUUUUAAGAUUUCCGGGAAAUUGAAGUCGUUGGCGAAGAGGUUUGGUUUGGCUGUUGUGGUGACGAACCAGGUGGUGGAUUUGAUGGGGCAUUCGGAGGGGAUGAAUGGGCUGAAGGUUGGGAAUUUGGGUUCUUUGGUUUCGUCUGGAAGACGGGUGUGUCCCGCUUUGGGACUAGCGUGGGCUAAUUGUGUGAAUUCGAGGCUUUUCUUGUCGAGGAAUGAGGAAGUCGUUGGAGAAGAAAAUGGGUCGGUGGAUGUGAGUGCUUGUGGAGGUGGUGAUUUUCUCCCUAGGCAAACAAGGCGGCGACUUCAUGUUGUUUUCGCGCCUCAUUUGCCUGAUUCUUCUUGUGAGUUUGUGAUCAGAAGAGAAGGGGUUUUUGGAGUUGAAAGAUAGCAAUAUGCUUCUAAGAGGAAUGGCAUUACUUCAAGCUAGCUAGACAUGUAUAGUUUUGAGUUUUUGUACACUUAUUUAAGCGGCAAUGUUAGGUGGGAUUUUCUCUUUGCCGGGUGUGCCAAUGAAUCAGAAACCUACACACGCUAUUUCUCUAUUUCAUGCUCAUUUCUUUUAUUUCCAGUUGCUCCUAGGACUCAUUCACUCUUCAAGUUGCUUUCUUUGUUCCAUUUGUUUGGAGAUCUUUCUCAAGGGAAUUAUAUUUUCACAAUCAAUCUUGAUAUGUAAGGUUCCAUUUUAAUAACAUCAAUCAUGUGUCAAAACACAUAUCAAUCCCAAAAUGAGGCUUCUACUUUUUGGUGUGUGUGAGCUGCAAAAGGUUGGCUGUUUGGACAGAUCACAGAUGAGAAGAGAUGCAACCAGCAAGACCAAUAAAUUUGGAGUUCUCACUUCUCUCAUUAGAUGACUCAGAUCUGUUUUGGCCAUGGUGUAUAAUCAAAGCAAGACGAAGGGGGUCACCGAUCUGCUCAGAUCUGAACUUUUGGCUCCAGGAAACUCAUUACUUGUGGACAAGCUUGAUUCUAAAGAAACAGUAGAAUGACCCUUCGUUAUGUCUAAGAGGCCGUUCUUCAGU
Messenger RNA from Quercus lobata, 1611 nucleotides. RefSeq names its product homolog of X-ray repair cross complementing 3 (XRCC3) (gene XRCC3). Gene Ontology annotation, molecular function: four-way junction DNA binding; ATP-dependent DNA damage sensor activity; ATP binding. Gene Ontology annotation, cellular component: Rad51C-XRCC3 complex; replication fork. Gene Ontology annotation, biological process: resolution of mitotic recombination intermediates; double-strand break repair via synthesis-dependent strand annealing; t-circle formation. The coding region runs from base 81 to 980 and encodes 299 amino acids. The transcript has 3 exons. The record is from RefSeq and is a predicted model, not a curated record. Lineage: Eukaryota; Viridiplantae; Streptophyta; Magnoliopsida; Fagales; Fagaceae.